UUCUUUUUCAAUUGGGGAAAUUAAAAAACCAAACCAGAAAUCAAAAUCUUCUCUGUUCUUUCUCUCUCUACAGAUAACAGAGGGAAAAUCAUAGCAUAAAAUUGCAAGUUGUUGUUUGUUCGUUGUACUCGACACCUCUCCUGAAAUCUGAAAUCUCAAUUUUUUUAAAUUUUUUUAAUCGAUCGAAGAUUAUAAUCAUCAUUUUCCCCAGCAAUUUAUUCGUUUUCUGUGCGAAAUUUCAGUUAUGGUUACGUGGAUUGUAUUGAAAAAUUAAGAGUGUGUUUUAGGGUAUUGCGACGUGAUUUUGACGGAGUGAUGAUGCUGUGAUCUGAGGGUUUGAGAGAAUAGGGUAAAAAAAAAUGGCGGGGGCAGGGGGUGUAAAUCUGGAGAAAUUCGAGGAGUAUUUCCAGAGGGCGGAUGUGGAUCGUGACGGCAAAAUCAGUGGAGCUGAAGCUGUUAAUUUCUUGCUGGGAUCUAAUUUACCCAGACAAGUGCUUGCGCAGAUAUGGGCGCAUGUCGAUCAGAAUAAGAUUGGCUUCCUCAAUCGUCCUGAGUUUUAUAAUGCUCUUAAACUUGUUACAGUGGCUCAAAGCAAACGAGAAUUGACAGCAGAUAUUGUCAAGGCUGCUCUAUUUGGUCCUGCUUCAUCCAAAAUACCACCCCCACAAAUAAAUACAGCUGGCGCGCCUGUGCUGCCGCCAAACACAGUAGCUGCCACACCUGUGCCACCACCUUUACCACAGGUGGGUGCAAAUGCCCAGCCAUCUCCUCAAAGUUUUGGAUUGAGAGGGCCUUCUCCUUCUAUAACGGGGGUCAAUCCGCAGUUUGGAAAUAUGCCUUCAACUACAGGAAUGAAUCAACAAUUUAGACCAAUCCCUUCAUCUACAGGAAUGAACCAACAGUUUAGACCGAUGCCUUCAUCUACAGGAAUGAACCAGCAAUUUGGACAACAGUUACAACCGUCAAACACGAAUAUGAACCAGCAAUUUGGACAACCGUCGCAACCUUCAAGCACGAAUAUGAACCAGCAAUUUGGCCAAACGUUGCAACCUUCAAGCACAAAUACGAACCAGCAAUUUGUACAUUUGCAACCUUCAAGCACAAAUAUGAACCAACAGUUUUUCCCUUCUCAAGUUAAUCAGAUGAGACCGCCUCAAUCAAUGCCUACAGGUAUUGCCUCACGUCCACCUCAGGCUGCUAUGACUACUACAAAUAUUUCGGGGGGUCCUGGUCUUCAAAACCCAAAUGAUGAUUGGCUUGGUGGAAGAAGUGUUUCAGCUCCCACUGGACCUGUAACACAAGUCUUAAACAGAGGAGCUAGUCCCUCCAUUUCGCCAGUUGCUCCAAAUCCCCAAGAUCCAUUUUCAACCUUUUCUUCGACAGCUGUCAAGAAUACUAAAGGAUUAGUUAGUUCAGGAAAUGGGCCUGCUACAAAUUCCAUGAUUACAGGAGAUGUGUUCUCCACCAAUCAAUUUCCCUCCCAGAAAGUUUCCUCUGCACCACAACAACCAAUGAGCAGUUUGCCGACCUCUUCAGCCAUUGUUCCUGUUGCUUCAAGUCCCCAGCCCUCGGCGAAGCCUGACCCUUUUGAGGUUUUCGGAAGCACUCUUAUGAAACCAUCUAGCGGGGUUCAGGUUGCACAGACACCGUCUCUCCCUAAAUCUACUCAGCAGGCUCCAACUCCAACCAGUUCUUCCGUCUUGUCAGCCGGAGUACAAACUGGUGUUGGGAAUUCAGUAUCUGAGCCGCCUCAGGUUGCAUGGCCAAAAAUGACACGUGCUGGCAUUCAAAAGUAUGCAAAAGUUUUUGUGGAAGUAGACACUGAUAGAGAUGGGAAAAUCACUGGUGUUCAGGCACGUAAUCUGUUCUUGAGUUGGAAACUACCACUAGAGGUAUUAAAGCAGGUAUGGGAUUUAUCCGAUCAAGAUAGUGAUAGCAUGCUCUCUUUGAGGGAGUUUUGCAUUGCACUCUAUUUAAUGGAGCGAUACAGGGAAGGACGCCAACUUCCACCCUCACUGCCCAACAGUGUAAUGCUCGAUGAAACUCUGCUGUCUUUGGCAGGUCCACCUUCAGCUUAUGGAAACACGGGUUGGGGCCAAUCUACUGGCUUAAGACCGCCGCAAGGCUUGCAUGGUGCCCAGCCUGUUACACCUGUUGGUUUACGGCCCCCAUUGCAGCCAAUAGUUUAUCAGGCUGAUGGGUCGAUGCAAUUCAAUCAGAACAAUGGCCGAGGUCCUAUGAUAGAGAAUUCCCACCCCAGUCAGGUCAGCAAUGGGGAGGAGAAUUCCUUGGAAGUUGAGGGCCGGGAGGCAGCAGGAACCAAUGAAAAGGUAGACAACAAGGAGAAGGAGAUUUUGGAUUCCAGAGAGAAGCUUGAAUUCUACCGAACGAAAAUGCAAGACCUUGUUUUGUAUAAAAGUAGAUGUGAUAAUCGGCUCAAUGAAAUUACAGAAAGGGCAAGAGCCGACAAAACUGAGGCCGAGUUGCUUGAGAAGAAAUAUCAAGAGAAAUACAAGCAAGUUGCAGAAGUUCAUUCUAAAUUAACUAUUGAAGAGGCUUCCUUUCGUGAAGUUCAGGAGAGAAAGAUGGAGUUGCAUCAAGCAAUCAUUAAAAUGGAACAAGGUGGAAGUGCAGAUGGUAUUCUUCAGGUGCGUGCUGAUCGUAUACAAUCAGAUCUUGAGGACCUAUUGAAGGGAUUGACCGAUCGAUGCAAGAAACAUGAUCUAGAGAUGAAGUCAGCUGCAAUGAUUGAGCUUCCUCCUGGUAAUUUCUGUAACUCUUGGCCGUUUUUGCAUUUGAUUUUACCUACUCAUUGGCCAAUUCAGUCAUGUGACUUUAUUUUGUUAAGGUUGCUAUGUUUGACGCCCCUGCAUGUUAACUCUUUAAGGGAUUUAUUUUUAGAAAGAUAUCCCCCCUUACGCUUGAAAAAUCUUCAUCUAAUGAACUAUACAACCCUUGGGUUUAUACCAAUAAACAAAAAAGAAAAAGUUUCAACAACGAUACUUAUUCAAAAGUUUCUUUUUCAUUUGUUCCUUUUGUUUUUUAAUAUUUUAUUUCCCUUGCUAUGCAGAAGCUUUGAUGAACCUAGUUGGGGUAAUUAUGACAACAACGACGACGUUGAUUCAGUCUGGGGCUUUAAUGCUAAAGAUUCGGAUCAUACAAAGCACGAAGAUAAAUAUUUCUACGAAUCCCACAAUGAUUUUGGUGCAAGCCCAGAAAUAAGUGGUUCCCCUCAUACAAAGAACAGCCCGUAUACCUUUGAAGAGUCUAUUCCUGGAACCCCACUUUCGAGGGCCGAAGAAUAUUCUCCAAGAAACAGCAUCGAAUCGAGAGAUCACCUCUUUGACAACAGCUUUUCGAGGUUUGAUUCGUUCAGUGCAAACGACGGUGGCUCUCAACCCUAUAGAGAGAGCAACCUCACUCGAUUCGAUUCGAUGAGUAGCACAAGUGGAUUUGGUCACAGCAGCAACUACUCGUUUGACGACUCGGACCCGUUUGGCUCCACUGGUCCGUUUAAGGUCUCGUCGGAAAAUCAAGAAAAGAAGUUUUGA
Molecule: messenger RNA, 3551 nt
Organism: Erythranthe guttata (spotted monkey flower)
Lineage: Eukaryota; Viridiplantae; Streptophyta; Magnoliopsida; Lamiales; Phrymaceae
Source: RefSeq, a predicted model, not a curated record